This is a messenger RNA of Epithele typhae, 1050 nucleotides long. Its product is annotated as GroES-like protein. The record is from RefSeq and is a predicted model, not a curated record. Bases 1 to 1050 code for a protein of 349 amino acids. Gene Ontology annotation, molecular function: oxidoreductase activity, acting on NAD(P)H. Lineage: Eukaryota; Fungi; Basidiomycota; Agaricomycetes; Polyporales; Epitheliaceae. The transcript is spliced from 5 exons.
AUGUCGACUCAGAAGGCUCUCCUCCUCCCGGUCAAGGGCGGCAACUGGGAACUUGGCCCCUCACCGAUUCCAAAGCCGGCACCGGACGAGGUCCUUGUGAAGAUCGUAGCUACCGCUCUGAACCCCAUCGACGUCAAGAUCCAGCGAGAUGGCUUCUGGGCGCAGGAGUACCCGUUCAUCGGGGGGACAGAUGCCGCCGGCGUCGUCGAGGAUGCGGGUUCCAACGUUGUCACUCUCGUCAAGGGCGACAGGGUUUUCUUUCAGGGCUGGUUUGAGAACCCCAAAGCCACAUUUCAACAAUAUUGCGUCGUUCCGGCGGAGAUCACAGCUAAGAUCCCGGAUGGCUUCUCGUUUGACCAGGUCGCAUCUAUCCCUCUCGGCCUUGCCACGGUCAUCACAGGAAUGUGGGGUCACGAUCCGCAGGCGGCGUCUGUCAGCCUCCCUGCGCCAUGGGAAGAAGGAGGGCUGACCCAGUGCGCGGGCAAGCCAGCGUUCAUCAUCGGUGGUUCUUCGUCCGUUGGACAGUACGCAAUUCAAAUGGCGAAGAUGUCCAAGUUCUCGCCCAUCAUCGCGACUGCCUCACCCCGCAACGAGCCGCUGCUCAAAUCUCUCGGCGUGACCCAUGCUCUCGACCGCUCCCUUUCUACAGAGGUUAUUCUUGCGGAGCUCAAGAAGAUUACCGGAGGCGCACCGAUCGACUUCGUCUUCGACACGGUCUCGUUCCAGGAGACCCAAAUCCUAGGCUACCAGGCUCUCGCGCCUGGAAACACGCUCAUCAUCACUCAGUACGACGAGAUCCCUGCGGAGAUCAAGUCGGACGACAAAAAAACCCUCACGAUGGUCGGAAACGUGCAUCUACCUCAAAACCGCAAGGUCGGUGUCGAGAUGUUCAAAAGGGUCGCGGGAUGGCUUGAGAGUGGCGAGCUCGUGCCGAACGAAGUCGAAGUGCUGACCGGUGGACUUACUGGGAUCCAGGCUGGUUUGGACAGGCUGGAGUCUGGUGCGGUCAGUGCUUUGAAGCUGAUUGCUCGGCCCCAGGAAACUGUGUAG